GGCUCGGCUCGCGGUAGAAACUCGGGUUCGGUGACGCUCGCCACAGGAUACCAGAAGUGCUCCUACGACAGGGGCGUCGAGAUGUGGGCGGUCUGUAACUAUUAUUGUUGACCGUUCCGGUUGUUUUCUACUUAGUUCUCUGUGUUGACUUUGGAGACAUGCCAGUCGGAUACUCUGCAGCCGUCGUAGCCGUCAUCCCCUUCCUCGUCUUCUUUUUAGUGUGGGGCGUGACAUGUGUACAGAUCGUGCGGUUGUCAGUGCCCACGUGGGUGGAAAAUGGGACCGAGGACUCAGUGCUCUUGGACUGUGAGUACGUGUACACGGAAAGCGACGAUUCACAGCUUGUGGUACGGUGGUUCUUGGACGACGACCCCAAGCCCAUCUACCAGUGGAUCCCGGAACUGAAGACGCGGCACGUGUCAUCGCGACUCGAAGGGAGACUCAACGCAGAUUACACAGUAACGGCGAACCACUUUACGAAGUUCAGAGCGCUCAACCUGUUGCGACCGACCACGGAUCUUAGUGGGCGCUAUUCGUGCCAUGUCACAUCUCACAGCAGCCAGGACCAGAAAUCGCAGCAGAUGACUGUCUAUGCUCGUCCAAAACACUUCUUAUUCAACUUUACUCGGUAUGGGUCCACAACUAACUUCACUUGCGAAGCCACGGGCACUUUUCCCAUGGCCGAACUAUCGCUGUACCGAGUGGACGAAGACGGUGCAAGUCGCCAGGUGGCGCUGCCCAUGACGCAGCAGGUCAGCUCCAGACCUGACGGUACUUCUGUCACCAGAGUUGUCAGCCCGGUGCAGGACUCGGAUUUCGUCCGCUCUGGCAGACAUCUAUUUGUUUGUUUGCUUCACAUUCCAGGAACAGACUUCAAAAACCAAAGGCUUAUAGAGUUCUAUCCAAACUUCGAUGCAGAUGCCGCGGGUCUGUACGCUCUGAAUACCUUGUUGGUCACAGCGGGAGUCGUCCUGUGCCUGGCACUGAGGUAGACUUCGACUUCUGCAAUGACGAAAGAACAUUCGUCUUUGAAGUGGCUGAACGGCAGAUGAAGAAAACAGCUUCCUGCCGGUGAACGCCUUAGGCGGAGGGGCAUCAUCAGGCAGUGUUGUUUACGAGACUCGGGCAAGCAUUCACGCAGCAAGACUCCUUAGCGCAGAAACGCGUCGCUGUGCGAUGCGAAACGUAGAAUGCAAUGAUCACAAGUGCAGAAAGAACGCUGCAGCAUUUGCCAGACACACAAGGUGCGCUCGGGAAUGAACUUACGUACUUUGUGCAACGGACUCGGGCUGUGUUUUGUUUCUUCUUUUUCCCGUGGCGCCGUGCGAGCGCUUUCCCGUGUCUUCGAGGUAUGUAUAUUUUAGGAGCGCAUCUACCAACCGGCGGAAAGAAAAUAAAGGGCGUUGUAUUUAUGGAA
This is a messenger RNA of Ornithodoros turicata, 1417 nucleotides long. RefSeq lists its product as uncharacterized. NCBI's taxonomy places the organism in Eukaryota, Metazoa, Arthropoda, Arachnida, Ixodida, Argasidae. The record is from RefSeq and is a predicted model, not a curated record. Bases 159 to 992 code for a protein of 277 amino acids. The transcript has 5 exons.